AUGCGGACCUACCGCAUCGUGCGAUGCAAAAUAGGCCGACUGCUGGUCGACCCGCAGGAUGUGGCUCCGGUUGGCGUGAGCCUCGCACAUGCUCUGAUUUUCGUAGAGCCGGUAGGCAACACACGGAAUGGACGGAAUAUGGAAGAAGACGAAAAGCGGGUUAGGCGAAAAGAGUUGAAAUAAUCAAAUUUGGCGCCGCACGCCGGCAGAUGUGCUUCUGCAUUGGGAUGCGUCGCCGUGACCCCGCCGACAUAGGGCUUUUCCAGCAGCUAAUUGCAUUCAGUCCGUGUCGGAAGCCGAAAAAAACAGGACCGACGCUUUGUUUUCCCUUGUCGUUUUUCGAAUAAUUUCUGUUUGAUCAACAAAAUGUGCUCUCCAAAUCAGAAACCGAGUAGACGCUUCGGGGUUUCUUUUUUUUUUGUGGCUGAAUUCAGGAGAAGAUUCUCAAUUUCUGCCGGAAGAAAAAUUAUUACAAUCCUUAUCCCCUAGGAAUCCCAGAGUGGUCCCUAUAGGGAUUAGAAGGGAAAACAACCCCUGUAGGGGUGAAAAAAGUGGUCUCUAUAGGGACGAGAUCAAAGUGACCCCUAUAGGGGUUUUUCAAAACUCGGUUUUUUUUUCCCACGGAAUUGCUUCUUCGUUUAGAGUUCAUAACAACAUAAAAAUCAUCGACUAGCAUGAUCCCUAUAGGGACCACUUUUUCAAGAUUAAGUGGCCCCUAUAGGGGUUGGUAAAGUGAUCUCUGCGGUUGUCCCUAUAGGGACCACUCUAGAGUUCCUGAGCGGCUCUAAAAGUUCUUUGUUCACCGCCCAGUCUAUUAAAUUUAUCAAUGAGAGAAAAAAAAUGUAUGCGUUUCUACAGAAUUUCAGAAAAAUCUUAUUUCUUUUCUCAAACUAGUGAUUGGCAAGGUUCAGAGACAAGUAACUCGCUUCUCAAGCAAAAUGAAAGAAAUCUCAAUUUUUCAAUAACCACAAGGUUUCCAUAACCAGAUGGUUGUCCAAAAUCAAAACUAUAGUUGGCUGAUUACCUGCUCUUUGGAAAAAUUAACCUUGAACUUCCUUUUAUCUCAUGUAGUUAAUUUUUCAAAAAAACCGUCGAAAUAAUCCUUCCAGCAACCAAAAUCGAAGAAGCCUAAAACUCACAGCAGAGACGAAAAUUCGCAAGAAUUGAGUGUAUGAGUACCCCGGCCAGCGUUGUUCGACGAUGCCGAUGGAUUCUGGCGGUGGCGACGGCGACCUUGAAGACGACGACGACGCCAUUUUCCGGUCAACGCAUCGAGAAAGAGAAAAACCAGGCUUGCAAGAAGAGUUCUUCUUCGGAAGAUGGGAGGAGCCGCCGAUCGAUGACAACAAAAUUAUGAUCCCUUCUUCGUCGUGGGGCACGACUUCAAAAACAGCUAACAAGAGUCGAAGUAAUCUCUGA
Caenorhabditis auriculariae is the source of this 1419-nucleotide messenger RNA. The record is from the annotation of a GenBank genome assembly. NCBI's taxonomy places the organism in Eukaryota, Metazoa, Nematoda, Chromadorea, Rhabditida, Rhabditidae.